UAAUUCACUCUCUGAAUUGGUGAUGAGAAAUACAAGAAAAAGUGCAACAUUUUGUUAUCAGAAUUCAUCUCUAACUUAUUAUUUUGCACUUUUCUGCAGAUACUUAUCACACAGUAAACUAAAAAGCCAAAAUCUUCUAAUCGAGGUGAAAUGUCUCCCAUGAAUGUUAAAUAUUUUUCUCAUUUUUAUGCUUAUAAGUUUUAAACUUGAGUACAUUUGGUUAGUUGGCCAAUCGCAGGAAUGUGUGAUCUCUAGGAUUACCAGAUAUAGGCCUAUAGGGCCAUAAAACUUUUUUGCUCAGGAUGAUUGUUAAAGCCUGUGCAUACAAGACCUCUCUGCAGCAGCAGUUUUGAUGAUUUUUGCAUAGUGAUGAGUACCUAUUUAUGCCACCUCAUACACUCCCAAAUAUAUGGAAAUUAUCACUGUGGUUAACCGUCUCCAGUGUCUCAUUACUUACUUAAGGCAGCAGCAAAUCCCUUUAGAGUUCACAUCGGAUUGGUAAGCGAUGAAUGAAGAACAAAAAUGAAACAUUUCCUUGCUUCUCUGUGUCUCCUGGAAUCUUUUCUACAUGCCUUGUGCCAAUGCACUGUCCCAACCUCAGCGUUUCGGCUGAAAGGAGAUUAUCUGAUAGGUGGACUUUUUGAUAUUCAUCAAGCUGAUGUCUCUCUUCAUCAUGACAGACCAGAAGCAACUGACUGCUCCAGUAAACCCUUCAUUCUGUCAAGUUAUCGGAGGUUUCAGAUGAUGAGAUUCUCUGUAGAGGAAAUCAAUAACUCGACCACCCUACUGCCAAAUGUAUUUCUUGGCUAUGAGAUAUUUGACCACUGCUCGGACACAAUGAAUUUUCCUGGUGUUUUCGACCUCAUCUCAGUCAAUGGCCUGAUCCAACCAUGGAUUGAACCACAAAAGAAUCUGUCCAAAGUCAUAGCAGUGGUCGGCAUUUAUACAAGCACUGAGACGGAGACCACUGCCCCACUCUUCAUGAUGAAUCUCGUUCCCAUGGUCAGUUAUGGAGCUGCUAGUUCUGUCUUUUCAAGAAAACAGAAUUUUCCCUCUUUCCUGCGAACAGUGCAUCCCAAUAAAGACAUCAUACAAGCAAUUGUUACCAUUGUGCAGCACUUUGGCUGGCGCUGGGUUGCUUUCCUUAACAUUGAUGAUGACUAUGGCACUGAUGGCCUGGAAUUGUUCAUUAACAAGAUUAAAGAUACUGACAUCUGCCUGGCGUACACCAAAGGUCUAACCGUAAAUACAAAUUACUCCCAAAUGUUCAAACAGAUAGAAGCACAGGGCAUACAUGUCAUUAUUGUUUUUGCUCCUGAAUGGAUUGCUGAACCUGUCAUUAACUCAGCAAUACAAUUGAAUGUCACCAACAAGGUCUGGAUAGCAGGGGAUGCAUGGUCUUUAAACAAGAGGCUCCCCAAGGAAACAGGAAUCAAAAAUAUCGGAACUGUACUUGGGGUUUCUGAGCCAUUUAUGACAAUUCCAGGUUUCAGUGAGUUCAUCUAUGCUUCCAAAAAACAGACUCAGUGUGAAAAAGAAAAUCAAGAGCCGUUAUGUAAUCAGGUUUGCAACUGCAGUAACCUGAGUCCAGAAAAUGUCAUCAAUGCAGACCCAUCUUUCUCUUUCCCUGUUUAUUCUGCUGUAUAUGCAAUUGCUCAUGCCUUACACAAUGUCUUGCAAUGUGGAGCUGGCAGAUGUAAUGGCAACAUUACAGUGCACCCAUACAUGGUUCUAGCAGAGCUGAAGAAGUCCAACUUCACACUUUUAAACCACCGUAUUCAAUUUGAUGAGAAUGGUGACCCCACGUUUGGAUCAUAUUCUAUAGUUUUCUGGAACCAUAAUGGUGAUGCAGAGGAAAUUGGCUUUUAUAACUUUAAUCCACGGGACAAUUUUUUCAUCAACACCACCAAAAUUCAGUGGUACACAAAGGGAGAAGUGCCUACUUCCCUAUGUAACCCAGAAUGUCCUGCAGGACAUGCAAAACAGCCUAGUGGAAUUCAGAAAUGCUGCUUCACUUGUGAAAUCUGUCUGAAUGGAACUUAUGUCAACAGCACAGUGGACGCCUACAGUUGCAUUAACUGUAAGGAGACAGAAUGGUCUACAGAAGGAAGUACAUCAUGCAAUCUGCGGGACGUGGAGUACAUCCCAUUCACAGACAGUGUGGCUAUACUGAUCAUGAUCGGGGCCUGGGCCUUGGUGGGCCUCACACUAGCCAUGUGCAUUCUCUUUGCCAUCAACUAUAGUACCCCUAUUGUCAGAUCUGCUGGGGGAUCGAUGUGCUUCCUAAUUUUAGGCUGCCUCAGUCUGAGUAGUCUUAGUGUGUUCUUUUACUUUGGUAAGCCAACAGUUUCCUUUUGUAUCUUAAGGCUCUUGCCAUUUCUUUUGUUCUACACUGUUUGUCUAGCAUGUUUUGUUGUGCGCUCUUUUCAAAUUGUUUGCAUUUUCAAAAUAGCUGCCAAGUUUCCCAAGCUCCACAUUUGGUGGAUGAAAUAUAAUGGACAAUGGCUGGUCAUCACUGUGGCAUUUGUUACUCAGGCAGUCUUACUUCUUAUUGGAUAUUCUUAUGCCCCCCCCAUGCCCUACAAUGAAACGUUUUGGUACCCAGACAAAAUCAUACUUAGUUGUGACAGUAAUAUUGAAUCAUCAGCAGGUUCUGUGAUUUUACUUUUUUCUUUGUGCUCCCUUUGCUUCAUUUUCUCCUACAUGGGAAAAGACCUCCCAAAAAAUUACAAUGAGGCCAAAGCAAUAACCUUCUGCCUGCUCCUGCUGAUCCUCACCUGGAUCAUCUUUACCACUGAGUACAUGCUUUACCGUGGCAAGCACAUCCCAACUCUUAAUGCUCUGGCAGUACUCUCCAGUCUCUACUCCUUCCUGUUGUGGUAUUUCCUCCCAAAGUGUUACAUCAUAAUUUUUAAACCCCACAAAAACACGCAGCAGUACUUCCAAGGUCUCAUUCAGAAUUAUACCAAAACAAUUAGCCAGUAGCUGCCUUCAGUAAACAUAGCUCUUUACAUACAGAGGAACUAAUGUGCUCAAUGCAAUUCUAGUCAUUUUAUCUUUUAGAGUGCAUAGUAAUACACAGUAGUAGUUUGAAUAUUUGCCUCAUUGUGUCUCCUUCUUGCAAGAGUUGCAAAUUAAUCUGAUCUAAUGCAUGUUUUUGAUUAUUAUUAUUAUUAUUAUUAUGAGGUAUAAAUCCAUAAGAAAUGUACUUACACUAGCGAAAGAGCAGUUGUUAUAGGUUAAAUCUUUGCACUUGGAUAACUAAAUCCAAGAGAAUAUGUGCAUGUAAUGUUAUUGGCAUAUGGAUAAAAACUGUAAGAUUAAAUGUACACUGUAUUUUAAAUGGACAAGUUUACAACUUCACAGUAAAUGAUCACAUUAAGGUAA
Micropterus salmoides (largemouth bass) is the source of this 3387-nucleotide messenger RNA. Its product is annotated as taste receptor type 1 member 1. Bases 523 to 2985 code for a protein of 820 amino acids. Gene Ontology annotation, molecular function: G protein-coupled receptor activity. Gene Ontology annotation, biological process: G protein-coupled receptor signaling pathway. Lineage: Eukaryota; Metazoa; Chordata; Actinopteri; Centrarchiformes; Centrarchidae. The record is from RefSeq and is a predicted model, not a curated record. Gene Ontology annotation, cellular component: membrane. The transcript is spliced from 6 exons.